GCGGAGCCGACUCUCAGCGGCAGCACAGAGGAGCGGCGGCGUCGACUCGGCGUAGCGCAAAGUGACAGGGCGUCUUCUUCUAAUUUACAUGAUUAAAACACUAAACGGGGAGGAAGACAGCCGCGGAUCGUCAGAAACACAUCCCAAAUACCCAGUCCGCCAUGGAGUCCUAUGACAUUUUAGCUAACCAGCCCGUUGUGAUCGAUAAUGGUUCGGGGGUUAUCAAGGCUGGGUUCGCAGGAGACCAGAUCCCCAAAUACUGCUUCCCUAACUAUGUGGGACGUCCCAAGCAUGUGCGCGUGAUGGCGGGCGCCCUGGAGGGAGACCUCUUCAUCGGACCCAAGGCCGAGGAGCACAGGGGCCUCCUGUCCGUCCGGUACCCGAUGGAACACGGCAUCGUCACCGACUGGAACGACAUGGAGAGGAUCUGGCAGUACGUUUACUCCAAGGAGCAGCUGCAGACGUUCUCCGAGGAGCAUCCUGUGCUUCUGACCGAGGCUCCUCUCAACCCCAGCGUGAACAGGGAGAAAGCUGCAGAGGUUUUCUUCGAGACCUUCAACGUCCCCGCGCUCUUCAUCUCCAUGCAGGCCGUGCUCAGCUUGUACGCCACGGGCCGGACCACCGGCGUGGUGCUGGACUCGGGGGACGGCGUGACCCACGUGGUGCCCAUCUACGAGGGCUUCGCCAUCCCUCACUCCAUCAUGAGGGUGGACAUCGCUGGACGGGACGUGUCCCGGUACCUGCGCCUGCUGCUGCGCAAGGAAGGAUACAACUUCAACACGUCGGCGGAGUUCGAGGUGGUUCGCACGGUCAAAGAGAGAGCCUGCUACCUGUCCCUCAACCCCCAGAAGGACGAGACCCUGGAGACGGAGAAGGCUCAGUACGUCCUCCCUGAUGGAAGCACUUUAAACAUCGGUCCGGCCAGGUUCAGAGCUCCAGAGCUGCUCUUCAGACCAGACCUGAUCGGAGACGAGAGCUCGGGGAUCCACGAGGUCCUGGCCUACGCCAUCCAGAAGUCUGACAUGGACCUGAGGCGCACACUCUUCUCCACCAUCGUGCUGUGUGGGGGGUCCACGCUGAUCAAAGGCUUCGGUGAGAGGCUACUAACUGAAGUGAAGAAGCUGGCGCCCAAAGACGUGAAGAUCAAGAUUUCUGCUCCUCAGGAGAGACUCUACUCCACAUGGAUCGGUGGCUCCAUCUUGGCGUCGUUGGACACCUUUAAGAAGAUGUGGGUGUCGAAGCGAGAAUACGAAGAAGACAGAGCACGUGCCAUCCACAGGAAGACCUUCUAGACCAUCACCCUCCUCCCUCCCUCCCUCCUCCCUCCUCCUCCUCCUCCUAACCCAGCUCCAUCGCCCCCCCCCCCCCCCCCACCCUCCUCCUCCUCCUCCACCUCCUCCUCCAGCGUCUGCUCAGAGGCUGCUGACGGUUUUCACUGUGGACUCGUACUACAGACCUGCUCCUCUCUAAGUCCACGUUGAAGUAUUUGCUGUUGCUCUGACGGUGAAGGUGUAGAAUAUCAUGAAUAAACAUGAAUGUUUGUUUUUUUGUUUUUUUUUUGCUACUGUUUAAAUUUCCAUUCCAGACGAAGAUUCUUUUAUUCUUUUAUUUUAUUUGGAUGUUUGACUCGUCCACAGGAAGUUUCCGGACCUCCGCCGCCGUAAAUAAAUUGGUUAAAACGAGCUCGACUGAAGUCACUGUUAAUGACGACGAGGACUGAACCUUCAGCAUCGCUGCUGUUAUUAUCUUCAUCUUCAUCAUCAUCUUCAUCAUUAUCAUUAUUUUAUUAUUUUAUUAUUUUAUUGUUGUUCUCAGCAGCCAAUGGUUAAAGGAGAGAAGAUGGUUUUAUCCUCAGCUCUGACUCUGAACACAAAUAAACUGAAUUCACUCAAACCAAACCGA
Molecule: messenger RNA, 1902 nt
Organism: Mugil cephalus (flathead mullet)
Lineage: Eukaryota; Metazoa; Chordata; Actinopteri; Mugiliformes; Mugilidae
Gene: actr1b
Product: actin related protein 1B
Exons: 11
Coding region: 162-1292 (376 amino acids)
Source: RefSeq, a predicted model, not a curated record